AUGUCUUCCUCACUCUCGAGAUUUUCCUGCGCCCUACUGAUGCCGUCUGAUCUUGACCUCCAGUCUUCAUACUUCGGGUUUGUCGACACUCACGACGAUGCCAAGAUGCUGAUCCAGGCAUGCGUCCAAGGCAGUCUGCAAGUGGUCAAAAGACGACCUACCUCUUCAGAACGACCUUCUGUCGCACAAAGCGGACACGUCUUCAUGUACGAGAAAAAAGCAUCCGGCAUUCAUCGCUGGACCGAUGGACGGCACUGGAGCCCCAGUCGCGUCUUGCGUGAAUUUCUCAUCUAUGCAGAGCGAUCAGCUUCACCAAAUCAAUCACAUACCACGGAAACUGACAAAGCACCUCUGCUGGUGAAGGAUGGCUCGGAAGAUGGGCACCAACGGCUGUCUGGCCCAUUGACGAUAUCUUCGCACUUCGACCCCAAAAGCCUGGUCAAGAAAACCAUCACUGUCAAAAGCAAUGACGGCUCUGGCGCAAUUUGGCACUUGGUGUCUUACUACCGGCCUGUUGAUGUUCUACAAGGCCGGUUGCAAACCCCAAAGAUGAACCAAGACUUCAUUCUGCAACCGCGGCACCUACCAAGAAAUCCAAUACCGUACGGAAACUCGUACAACGGCCACCAAGCUGGGGGAAGCAGCUUAUCACCAACGGCACACCUCUGGGACAGUUCCAUUAUACUCAACUAG
This is a messenger RNA of Exophiala oligosperma, 693 nucleotides long. RefSeq lists its product as uncharacterized. Lineage: Eukaryota; Fungi; Ascomycota; Eurotiomycetes; Chaetothyriales; Herpotrichiellaceae. The transcript has a single exon. Gene Ontology annotation, molecular function: DNA binding. Bases 1 to 693 code for a protein of 230 amino acids. The record is from RefSeq and is a predicted model, not a curated record.